Cucurbita pepo subsp. pepo (vegetable marrow) is the source of this 648-nucleotide messenger RNA. NCBI's taxonomy places the organism in Eukaryota, Viridiplantae, Streptophyta, Magnoliopsida, Cucurbitales, Cucurbitaceae. The record is from RefSeq and is a predicted model, not a curated record.
AUGGCUGUCUCGGCUACCUCAGUUGCACCUUUGCUCGCAAAAGUAGUAUCCAGGGGACGCAUUGAGCAGUCGAAAUCGAAGUUUCUUGCUCCAAGCUCAAUAUCGUCAAUUUCAUGUCAAUCCACUUUAAUUUCAUCUCGUUUCCAUCGGCGCAAGCCAUUCGUAAUUCAGGCGUCGGUUUCGAUCUCGGAUCCUCAAGUUCGAACGGGUCCUGAUGAUCUCGUUGCGUCCAUCCUCUCGAAGGUUACAGGAAGUGAUAGAGGAGUUUUACUAACUGAAGGAAAACAUAAAGAGGUUGCCGAAUUGGCUCAAGAAUUGCAAAAAUAUUGUGUAAACGAGCCUGUUAAAUGUCCUCUCAUAUUUGGAGAUUGGGAUGUUGUUUAUUGCUCUGUGCCAACAUCGCCUGGGGGUGGAUACAGAAGUGCAGUGGGUCGCAUUUUUUUCAAGACAAAGGAAAUGAUUCAGGGUGUGGAAGCUCCUGAUACUAUCAGAAACAAGGUGUCCUUUUCUGCUCUUGGUUUCCUAGAUGGACAGGUCUCUUUGACAGAAUUAGUCGCUCCUAACUUUGUACCUCAAGAAACUAAAUCAGCUGUCCAUGGUCAUUCAGACCUUAGAUUAAGUGUUACUUCUCAAAAGUCAUCUUUGUAA